Messenger RNA from Rotaria sp. Silwood1, 513 nucleotides. NCBI's taxonomy places the organism in Eukaryota, Metazoa, Rotifera, Eurotatoria, Philodinida, Philodinidae. The record is from the annotation of a GenBank genome assembly.
AUGUCAACGAUAAUGAAUAGUGAUGCAUUGAUUUGCUACAGUCGUCAUAUGAUCACUAUAAAAAUUUCUCUUUGUUUUGAACAUGUUCGUAUACUUUCAUUUAUCUCUACAACACCAUUAACAUUAGGAAUAUUCGAAUUCAUUGAAAAAGCAUUUCCAAAUAUAAAAACACUCGAAUUAACAUAUCCAUUCAGAUCGUCUGGAUGUCAACACGAACAUAAACGAAAUAGAAAUAUUUCUCAUAUUAGUGAUGUUUUUCUUUUAAAUAAUAGUUUACAAUUACCUUCAAUUACUAAAUUUUGUUUUCUUUUACGAACACAAUAUGAUGAUUAUAAAAUUUUUCGUCGUUUUCUUCAUCUUUUACCUAGUUUUGUUUAUUUACAAAUGUUUAUUGGACGAACAUUAUUUCAUGAAAUAUUAAUACAUGAACAUGAAGAUAAUUUUAUUCGAUAUGCAUUAAAUCGUAUUAAACUUUUACAAAGAGUUCGUUUUUAUGAUGAAAAAACCUUUUAA